UACCAAGUCACCCCGAAUUUGAGCAGCUGGCAGCCCUGAAACUCACAGUUCAUAUUAACUGGUAAAAUCGGGAAUAUUCAGCUAAUGAGGAGGUCGACUGAACUCAUGCACUAAUCCGCAAAACUAGCAGAACAUCGUUCCUCUCACCAACAGCUCGGCUCUGACUGUGUUUUUUCCUACUUGUUGAAUAGCACCACCGUUCCCACUGUGUGGAUUGCUCAGUGUUCAAGAUUCAGGAAGAUAACGAGAGGUGAGUGGCUGACGCAGAGCUUGUGUUAUGUUACCAAAGGAUCAUAAUAUCGGAGACGACAGGUUGGCUGAAACUAUAGCUGCCUUCAGACCGCUGUGACCUGAAGCAAAACAGGAACUGGGACUAAUAAAAGGAGUUUUAAAGAAGAUUUCCACAGCUGACAGACUACUUCCUGUUGUUUGAGGACGAGAGUUACCAUGGGUGAGAAGAUACAACAGUCGCUGCUGGUAAUUUUGCUGUGUUUGUCAGGGUUUGUUCCCCGUUCUGCUGCCUUUGUGUUUUGGACCGCCUUGGUGGAAACACGCUAUUUUCUCAGCAGUAAUGACAUCAUGCCAAAGUACUGUGAGUGUGGGUUGUAUGGCCGUAACUCUCCUCUGGAAAAAGCCUCAGGCAUUGUGAUGGUUCCCAAAGGAGAUCCCAUGGGCUGUGGCCCAGAAGCUGUCUACAGCCAGAACUCCAGCUCUGAACCGUGGAUCGCACUGGUGAAAAGGGGCAACUGCACCUUCAGCGAGAAGAUCAAUGCUGCCAAACGUCAGGGAGCAGCCGGGGUGGUGGUGUACAAUGUGGAUAGCAGUGGAAAUGGCAUCACUCAGAUGUCUCAUUCAGAAGCAGAUGAAACCGUUGCUAUCAUGAUUGGGAACAUUCAAGGCACAGAGAUCGCCAGGUCAGUGAAAAACGGGACUGUCAUCUAUAUGGUCAUUGAUGUGGGCAGUCCUCACGGGCCGUGGAUGGACACAUACUGGCUGUACUUUCUCUCUAUUGCCUUCUUCAUCGUCACAGCUGCCUCAAUUGCCUACUUAGUGUUCAUCUCUGCAAACCGUCUCUUCAGCCUAAGCAGACACAGGCGCACUGAGAAGAGGCUGAAAUCUGAGGCCAAAAAGGCCAUUGGGCGCCUUGAGGUGCACAAACUGAAACGAGGGGAUGAACUCACUUCCUCUGACUCUAUGGUCAAAGGAGCAGACGGGCCAGUUUAUUAAGCUCAGGGGUGAGAACCACCACCUUUUUAC
Molecule: messenger RNA, 1257 nt
Organism: Girardinichthys multiradiatus
Lineage: Eukaryota; Metazoa; Chordata; Actinopteri; Cyprinodontiformes; Goodeidae
Product: E3 ubiquitin-protein ligase RNF128-like
Exons: 3
Coding region: 448-1227 (259 amino acids)
Source: RefSeq, a predicted model, not a curated record